UUCACACCGUCAACAUGAAGCUUACGCUACUCAUCUGCCUGGUCGUCGUGGCCGCCGCCGCCCCAGAUAAAAAUGCCCAAACAGUGCUGGACGAGCGAAAUGACUCCGGAGACGGGAACUUCCACUACAACUUCCAAACCAGUAACGGAAUCUCCUCCCAGAAGAUUGGAAACCCGGGCUCCGAGGGCCAGAGCAACUUUCAGGGCUCCUUCAGAUUCAGCCUCCCCGACGGUAAUGUCGCUGAAUUGACAUACGUCGCCAACGAGUACGGGUACCAGCCCGUGUCCAACCUCCUGCCCACGCCCCACCCCCUCCCCGAUCACGUGUACGAACUCCUCCGCAUCGCCGAAGAGCAGCGCCGUAAGGGCAUCACGUUCGAUAAAUAAGUACGAAGGUCGACUUACUCCGCAACCUCUCUGUAAUUUACUGACCUUGUUCAUAUAUAGCGACUUCGGGACGGCAGCUGCUGGAAUGUCCUGCUGCUGGAGAAGAAAGAAUUAGAGCUGUCACCAUCCAAUCAUUCAUUUACAAGACAAGGAAUGGAACUAGAUUCUUUCCAACAGUUAUUAUACUUUAUGUUAACAGGUAAGAACUGUACGCAUAAGGAUCGGACAGAUAAUUACUAAAUCUGAAACUUGAAUAAUCUUCAGAGUGCUCUUCGCUCUAGCUUUCACUUUGCAUAAGUCAAGAAAUGAAUCCAAGAUCUUAUGUUAUCAGAUUUAAAGAUAAUUAAAUAUAAAUUAAGAGAUUA
This is a messenger RNA of Procambarus clarkii (red swamp crayfish), 751 nucleotides long. Its product is annotated as cuticle protein AMP1B. Gene Ontology annotation, molecular function: structural constituent of chitin-based larval cuticle. Lineage: Eukaryota; Metazoa; Arthropoda; Malacostraca; Decapoda; Cambaridae. The record is from RefSeq and is a predicted model, not a curated record. Gene Ontology annotation, cellular component: chitin-based extracellular matrix.